This is a messenger RNA of Prunus mume (Japanese apricot), 1548 nucleotides long. The record is from RefSeq and is a predicted model, not a curated record. NCBI's taxonomy places the organism in Eukaryota, Viridiplantae, Streptophyta, Magnoliopsida, Rosales, Rosaceae.
AAACCUCGUGGCAUCACGUGUCUACUUCCUCGUCUCUCCAGCUCGAGCUCCCUAUCGCUCUUCUUCACGAACGCUCAGGUCGAACAGCCCCCCCUUUCAUUUUUCUGCUAUAGCUCAGUUUUCUUGGUGAAAGUCCAUAAUGGAUUAGGAGGCCCAACCAAAUUAACAAGUUCAGCAGUAAAAAACUUGGUGCUUCCCAUCUUUCGGUAAUCAUUCAGUGAAAUGAUUUCUGUUUGUAGAUAUGGCUUUAGAAAUAGUUACAUGAACAGAAACUUCAGUAGGCUCUGUUAUGAACAUUCGUUUCAUCAAUACUUGUCUAACCCGCAAAGGAUGGCUGUUCUUUCAUAUAGUUCGAAUCCAAUUUAUAGCACUUUGAGGCCUAUACAGUAUUUGAGUCAAACCCAAAUUGACCCAGUUCCCAAAAUUGCUUCAAAUGGAUUUCUUGGUAUAUAUGAGCGGUUUUUGUUGUAUAACUUUUACUCAACCAAGCCCCCUUCGCGAUCUUUUAGAAGGAGAGAAAGUAGAAGAGUCAAAUCCAGUAAAUCAACUCUUGAUGAAGUCCAAUUUCAAAGGGCCAUAUCCCAGUUGUUGCCUAGAUUUACACCUGAAGAACUUUGCAAUGUUAUAACUCAGCAAGACGAUCCUAUUGUGUGUUUAGAGUUGUUCAAUUGGGCAUCGCAACAGCCACGGUUCAAACAUGAUGUUUCUACUUAUCACAUUACGGUCAAGAAAGUUGGGGUAGCUAAAAUGUAUGAAGAAAUGGAUGAUGUUGUCAAUCAAGUGCUUGCUAUUUCCUACAUUGGUUCUGAGGCACUUUACAAUUCCAUUAUCUAUUUUUUCACGGAAGCUCGGAAGUUGACUAGAGCUGUCAAUAUAUUUAAACACAUGCAGAAUAGCAGAAACUUGAAUUGUAGGCCUUCAAUUAGGACGUAUAAUAUUCUUUUUACGGCCUUUUUGAGUAGGGGAUCUAAUUCUUACAUAAAUCACAUGUAUAUGGAGACCAUUAGGUGCCUGUUUAGGCAAAUGGUGGAUGAUGGGAUUGAACCUGAUAUUUACUCUUUGAAUUCUAUGAUUAAGGGGUAUGUACUUUCCCUUCAUGUCAAUGAUGCACUUAGAAUAUUCCAUCAGAUGGGUGUGGUCUAUAAUUGCUUGCCCAACUCAUUUUCGUAUGAUUAUCUCAUCCAUGGGUUAUGUUCCCAAGGCCGAACAAACAAUGCUAAGCAGCUGUGCAAUGAAAUGAAGAGUAAAGGGUUUAUCCCAAGUAGUAAAUCAUACAACUCGCUUGUGAACGGUUUGGCUCUUAAUGGAGAGGUUGAGGAGGCAGUGAAGUAUUUGUGGGAGAUGAUUGAGAAGCAAAGAUCAGCUGAAUUCAUUACUUAUAGGACAGUGCUUGAUGAAAUCUGCAGACAAGGAAGGGUGGGAGAGGCAAUGAGGUUGUUGAAGGAGUUCCAGGAGAAAGACCUUCUGAAUGGGCAUACUUACAGGAAGCUUCUAUAUGUGCUUGAAGAUGACUAUGGAGAUUCGAGUGCCCACUCUCAAUUCAGGUAG